This is a messenger RNA of Mesocricetus auratus (golden hamster), 3476 nucleotides long. It is a transcript of the gene Cpxm2, whose product is annotated as carboxypeptidase X, M14 family member 2. Gene Ontology annotation, molecular function: zinc ion binding; metallocarboxypeptidase activity. NCBI's taxonomy places the organism in Eukaryota, Metazoa, Chordata, Mammalia, Rodentia, Cricetidae. Gene Ontology annotation, biological process: proteolysis. The transcript has 14 exons. Bases 142 to 2424 code for a protein of 760 amino acids. The record is from RefSeq and is a predicted model, not a curated record.
CCUGUCCCACCCGCCAAAGCCCGCGGCAUCUGCACCCGCUGCAGCGCCCUGCGCCCCUGUCCUGAGACACAGCCGUCAUCAGUAGCCUGCCUGUCGCUCUCGGGAACCCGGACCCUGCCCAGGGCGCGAGGCCGAGCAGGCAUGGCCAGUCCAGGGUCCGCCUCCCGAGCGCUGGCCUUGGCACUUGUGGCGGUGGCCUUGGCUGGGGUCAGAGCACAGGGUGCAGCCUUUGAGGAGCCUGACUACUAUGACCAGGAGCUCUGGAGACGGGGGCGCUUCUAUGAGCAUCCGGAGCGGGAGCCCGAGCUCUUCUCGCCUCCACUGCAUGAGGGCCUCGGGGUGGAGAAGCAGGAGCAGCAGGAGCAGCACCAGCAGGAGCCCAGGCCGCCCAAGAAGGCCGCCAAGCCCAAAAAGGCUCCCAAAAGGGAGAAGGUAGUUGCAGAAACGCCUCCACCAGGUAAAAAUAGCAACAGAAAAGGCCGAAGAAGCAAGAGUCUUGAAAAAGCUGCCCGAGAUGACCAUGGUGUCCCCGUGGUCCAGGAGGAUGUCAGAGAAAGUUGUCCACCUCUUGGUCUGGAAACAUUAAAAAUCACAGACUUCCAGCUGCAUGCCUCCACAGCAAAGCGCUAUGGCCUGGGAGCGCAUCGUGGGAGACUCAACAUCCAGGCAGGCAUUAAUGAAAACGACUUUUAUGAUGGGGCUUGGUGUGCUGGCAGGAACGAUCUCCAGCAGUGGAUUGAAGUGGAUGCCCGUCGCCUGACCAGGUUCACAGGGGUCAUCACCCAAGGAAGGAACUCUCUCUGGCUGAGUGACUGGGUGACAUCCUACAAAGUCAUGGUGAGCAAUGACAGCCAUACAUGGGUUACUGUGAAGAAUGGAUCUGGUGACAUGAUAUUUGAAGGAAACAGUGAGAAGGAGAUCCCUGUACUAAAUGAGUUGCCAGUCCCCAUGGUUGCCCGCUACAUUCGCAUAAAUCCACAGUCCUGGUUUGAUAAUGGGAGCAUCUGCAUGAGGAUGGAGAUCUUGGGCUGCCCAUUGCCAGAUCCUAAUAGCUAUUAUCACCGACGCAAUGAGAUGACCACCACCGAUGACCUGGAUUUUAAGCACCACAACUAUAAGGAAAUGCGCCAGUUGAUGAAGGUUGUGAAUGAAAUGUGCCCCAAUAUCACCAGGAUUUACAACAUUGGCAAAAGCCACCAGGGCCUGAAGUUGUAUGCUGUAGAGAUCUCUGACCAUCCCGGGGAGCAUGAAGUUGGUGAGCCAGAGUUCCACUACAUCGCAGGGGCCCAUGGCAACGAGGUACUAGGCCGUGAGCUGCUGCUGCUGCUGCUGCAGUUCCUCUGCCAGGAGUACUUGGCGCAGAACACACGCAUUGUCCGCUUGGUGGAAGAGACGCGGAUCCACAUUCUACCCUCCCUCAAUCCUGAUGGCUAUGAGAAGGCCUAUGAAGGAGGCUCUGAGCUGGGAGGCUGGUCCUUGGGACGCUGGACCCAUGAUGGGAUCGAUAUCAACAACAACUUUCCGGAUUUAAACACACUGCUCUGGGAGGCAGAGGACCGUCAGAAUGCCCCAAGGAAAGUUCCCAACCACUUCAUUGCCAUCCCUGAGUGGUAUCUGUCUGAAAAUGCCACAGUGGCCAUGGAGACCAGAGCUGUGAUUGCCUGGAUGGAGAAGAUCCCCUUUGUGCUGGGAGGCAACCUACAGGGGGGUGAGCUAGUGGUGGCAUACCCCUAUGACAUGGUGCGGUCCCUGUGGAAGACGCAGGAACACACCCCAACCCCCGAUGAUCACGUGUUCCGCUGGCUGGCGUACUCCUAUGCCUCCACUCACCGCCUCAUGACAGAUGCCAGGAGGCGAGUGUGCCACACAGAAGACUUUCAGAAGGAGGAUGGCACUGUCAAUGGGGCCUCCUGGCACACAGUGGCUGGAAGUCUGAAUGAUUUCAGCUACCUCCACACAAACUGCUUUGAGCUGUCCAUCUAUGUGGGCUGUGAUAAAUACCCCCAUGAGAGUGAGCUUCCCGAGGAAUGGGAGAAUAACCGGGAGUCUUUGAUUGUGUUCAUGGAGCAGGUUCAUCGGGGCAUCAAAGGCAUAGUGAGAGAUUUACAUGGAAAAGGGAUCCCAAAUGCCAUCAUCUCUGUGGAAGGUGUUAACCAUGACAUCCGGACAGCCAACGAUGGGGAUUACUGGCGCCUACUGAACCCGGGAGAAUAUGUGGUCACCGCAAAGGCUGAGGGCUUUGUCACUUCAUCCAAGAAUUGCAUGGUUGGCUAUGACAUGGGAGCCACUCGGUGUGACUUCACACUCAGCAAGACAAACCUGGCUAGGAUAAGAGAAAUCAUGGAGACAUUUGGGAAGCAGCCUGUCAGCCUUCCCGCCAAGCGCCUGAAACUGCGGGGACGAAAAAGGCGGCAGCGUGGGUGACCCUCUUGGACACUUGAGACUUACCCCAGACUGUGCAAAUGAAAUCUACUCCAGUAGUAACUCUGUAGCAGGCUCUCACUGUUGUUUUGUCUGUAAUUCAAGAGAUACCCAGGAGCAUGCCUGCAUGGCUUGGCUAGUCCCAAAGGGGAGGGCUGGCAGCUUAGGGUGUUUUCUUUCCUUUGUUCUCAUUUAUCCAAAUACCAUGGACAGAGCAGCAGAGAAAGGCUGGUGGGAGUGAGGGAAUUGAGCGAGCCAACCUGAAAAAGGUGCACGCCCCCUGUCUGUCUGGGAAGGGAAACGGGGGCUUCCUCCUGUUCGCGUGACAUCCAAGUUCACCAGUGCAUUUACAAAUGGCACAGUUGACAUUGCAGCACCCAGGGAACCCUUUGUCCCAGAUGUUAUCAUUUCAGAUGCUCUUAGGCAGCCUAAGAAAUAUCCAUCCCCUCUGGCCCCAGGGGCAGUCCGAGCUGCUAUAGACACACUCUACUUUCUGUGGACAAUAGAGACAUUUAUUACCAAGUGAGCAUGACCGAGUCCUGAGUCAGCUCUGUUCUCUUUUCCAACAAAGCUUGACUUCCUAGAGGCGACAGAAGUGGAAGGCAUCCAAGAGUGAUUUCUGGGCUUCAGACCUUGAGGGGCUUGUUGCAUGCAAGCUGGGUCCUCAGAGAGCUCCUAAACCCUCUUCUACUGUUUGCCCUGGGGUGGGGAGAGCCAAGGGACUAGGCUUGCUAAAGGAGCCAGGGCAGUCAGCCUGGGCAUCAUGGGAAUGACCUUGAAGGAGGUCAACCCAGAGUUUCUCUGUCUCCCUGAUAUGAGAGCUCUAAGCUGGUCCCAUCUGGAGGGGAGUUAUGAUGAGCAUAUGGAAAGGAACAUCUUUCCAGUCAAGCAUCGUCUGGUGAAAAAAGAAAACAAUCUUAGGAUUAUCUGGAACACAUCAAUUUGGAAGAGGUUUUUGAAUGAUUGUGUGAGAGAACAGUGUGUCUCAUCUCUGUUCAUCCUGCUGCCUUGUUGACCUGGGGAGAAUGAAAAAUAAAAAAUAAAGCAAAUGGUAA